CUUCACUUGCACGCUAAGGGCAAUGAUGCCAUCUACUGGUGUUGACUUCAUUUUACGUUUGGUAUUUGCUUAGUUAGAGCUAGUAUUCCAUCCACUCAAGACCGUACAGUCGAUCCAGAAAAAGAUUGACAGAUCUGUUUGCGGAAGUUGCCUGCUGGAAAUUAACUAACUUGGAAACUUAAUGUGGACUAACAAGCAACUGUGCAGUCAGAUGAUGUGUCCACUUGAAGAGUCCUGCACCAUGAAGCAGCAGUAAGGGUAGACCGUGUCUGUGACACCGCCCCCGUCUUUUUCCCUCCCUGUGACUGAGCCACCAUGUCCUCUGUGAUGUUUCCACCUCGCUCACCACCUGGGAGCAGUGGCGGCGGUGACAUACCUGCAACUAGUGUGACGACCCAGUCCGCUGAGCAGGCUCUGUUUGCAUCGGACCGCUACGCCCGACUCAUCCUGGCCCAGAUGAACAAGAUGCGCCUCCGGACAGAUUUCUGUGAUGUAAGGCUGCGGCUGGGAGGCCGUGUGUUCAGUGUCCACAAGCUGGUUCUGGCUGCAAGCAGCCCCUACUUCUCCGCUCUUUUCUCUGGGGGGAUGAGCGAGGCAGACAAGGAAGAGGUCCAGAUCCUGGGGGUGGAGGCACCCGUGUUUGAGGUCCUGCUGGAGUUCAUAUACACAGGUAUGAUUAAUGUGACGGUGGAGAACAUGCAGGAGCUGAUGGUGGCAGCAGACAUGCUGCAGCUGAGUGAGGUGGUGUCUAUCUGUGGAGAGUUCCUCAAGGGCCACAUGGACCCGUCCAACUGUGUGGGGGUAUACCAGUUCCUUGAGCAGAUCGCCUGCAUGGACAUGCUGGCGUUCACUGAGAACUACAUCCAGGUCCACUUUCUGGAGGUGUGUGUGUCGGACGAGUUCUGGGGCCUGUCCAAGGGCCAGCUGGUGAAGCUGCUGCGGAGCGAGGAGUUGCGAAUCGAGGAUGAGUACCAGGUGUUCACGGCGGCCAUGGACUGGGUCCUACAGGACGUGACCAAGAGGAAGAAGCAUGUGGUGGAGGUGCUGGACCCAGUCAGGUUCCCCCUGCUCUCCCCACAGAGACUCUUCAAGUACAUCGAAGGCAUUUCUGACUUCAGCCUGCGGGUGGCGCUGCAGACACUGCUGAGGGAAUACACAGAGGUCAGCAAGUCUCCCAAAGAGAAUAAGAUGUACAGCCUGUUACAGCCAGCCAAGAUGAGGCCAAGGAGAAAGGCCAGGAAAUACCUCUAUGCCAUAGGAGGCUACACUAGGCUGCAGGGCGGCCGUUGGAGUGACAGCCGGGCCCUGAGCUGCGUGGAACGCUUUGACUCAUUCAGCCAGUACUGGACCACCGUGUCCUCCCUGCACCAGGCCCGUAGCGGGCUGGGAGUGGCUGUGCUGGAGGGCAUGAUCUAUGUCGUGGGAGGGGAGAAGGACUCCAUGAUAUUUGACUGCACAGAGAGAUACGACCCGGUGACUAAGCAGUGGGCAGCUGUGGCCUCUCUCAAUUUCCCUCGCUGUGGUGUCGGGGUCUGCCCCUGUCACGGGGCUCUCUACGCACUGGGUGGUUGGGUUGGAUCAGAGAUAGGGAAGACAAUGGAGCGCUACGACCCGACAGAGAAUAAGUGGGAGAUCAUUGGAAGCAUGGCAGUGCCUCGGUAUUACUUUGGAUGCUGCGAGUUACAGGGCUUCAUCUAUGUGAUCGGGGGGAUCAGUGAUGAGGGGAUGGAGCUGCGUUCUGCGGAGGUGUACGACCCCAUUUCCCGGCGCUGGAGUGCCCUGCCCGUCAUGGUGACCCGGCGGGCCUACGUGGGCGUGGCCUGCCUCAACAACUGCAUAUACGCUGUGGGGGGCUGGAACGAGGCACUGGGCUCCCUAGAGACAGUGGAGAAAUACUGUCCUGAAGAGGAGAAAUGGGUGGAGGUGGCCCCCAUGGCAGUGGCGAGGGCCGGGGUGUCCGUGUCAGCCGUUAACGGACUGCUGUACGCCGUGGGGGGACGGGCCUCCAGCAGAGACUUCUCGGCCCCCGUGACGGUGGACUCUGUGGAGAUUUACGACCCCCACCUGGACACCUGGACGGAGAUUGGCAACAUGAUCACCAGUCGCUGUGACGGGGGCGUGGCCGUGCUCUGAGAUUGAGCCCUAGUAGAACCAAGGGAGGUGGUUCGGUGAACCCGCAAAACCUGAUGAGUAGCCGUUUUCUUUUUUUUCUGGAACAAACGUCAUUCUCAGACGAGAAUACUGUUUUAUGUCUGGCACCGUGAGAUUACAUGACGAGUAACCUUGCCUGAGAUCUGGAUACUUGAGUUAGCUACAGAGCUAUAAAUGCCAAAAUGACUUUAGCUUAGGGGCAAUUCCAUGGUAUCAGAAGACUCAGAUUUUUCACUUUAAAAUGUAUGCCAAACAAAUCAAAUCCAAUUGUAUUUGUCACAUGCGCCAAAUACAACAGGUGUAGACCUUAGUGAAAUGCUUACUUACAAGCCCUUAACCAACAAUGCAGUUUUAAGAAAAUACCUAUAAAAAAAGUGAGAUAAGAAUAACAGAUAAUUAAAGAGCAGCAGUAAAUAACAAUAGCGGGGCUAUAUACAGGGCAUACCGGUACAGAGUCAAUGUACGGGGGCACCGAUGUCGAGGUAAUUGAGGUAAUAUGUACAUGUAGGGAGAGUUAUUAAAUUGACUAUGCAUAGAUAAUAACAGAGUAGCAGCAGCG
This is a messenger RNA of Salvelinus fontinalis (brook trout), 2710 nucleotides long. RefSeq names its product intracisternal A particle-promoted polypeptide (gene klhl27). Gene Ontology annotation, molecular function: actin binding. The transcript has 10 exons. The record is from RefSeq and is a predicted model, not a curated record. The coding region runs from base 316 to 2133 and encodes 605 amino acids. Lineage: Eukaryota; Metazoa; Chordata; Actinopteri; Salmoniformes; Salmonidae.